AUGUGAGAAAUUUUUUCGCUUCUAUAAAACAUCAAACAUUAAAGAUAAUACAUAUCAAUCGUUAAUCAUUAAAAAACAAGUGGACUUAAUAACAAUAUAUUUUUAUCGAAAGUUUGAUUUUACCAAAGAAAUCUUCAAAUUCAUCUACUGAUCAUGUCGGUUACUUUCAUUUCAUCAUCAUCAUCAUGAUCAUCAUCAUUAUCAUCAUUAUCUUUGGACUCUUUUCUCUACCUGGGAUAAAAGAUACCUGUUAGUAAGCAUAGGAACACUUGAGUUUCUACUUUUAUCUUUCGUUUCUUGGAUAAGACAUUUGUCGUCAAAGUUUCUUUUUUUGUCUUUUAAACGUAUGUCAACAUAACGAAAAACGGAUAACAAUGUUUGCAUUAACAAAAAAAAAAACGCGAAGAAGAAUUUUUCGACCAAUACGCAUACCCGCUGAAUAUAUUCGACUCUCUCUUUUUUUUUCUUCUCUUAUCAUCUCUUUUUGUUUCGUAUAUAAAAUGAGCAGUUUACAACAAGAAAAUUUUCAUAUAUAUUCAUUUUUGUGUUCGUCAAACAUACUACAUACAAAUAGAAACAGAAAUUUUCAUUUCACUUAAUUGUAUAUGAGCUGGAAGAUGGAUUUCGCAUAGAUGUCUUCUGAUGCCAGAUCUAUAUUCUUCCAGCUCAUAUCAAUAAGUCACUAGUCAUCAUCAAUUAUUCUUUAUAUACAUAUAGAUAUAUAUAUAUAUAUAUUGUAAGUCUCAUAUUUUUUAUUGUAUUGGACGACCUUUAACUAAGCCGAGAGCUCAAAUACAAUUCAAAUUCAAUCAGCUUUUUAAUACUUCGUUGUUUUUUUUCCUUAUAUCAUUUCUAUUGAGUAGGUUUUUCUUUUUUUUUUCAAUUACAAUCAUUCUUAUUCCUUUAUCGUAUUCUUUUUAUUUUCAAACUAUCAAGUAAUAGACAGUCUCUUUUCUUAUCAUGACAUUGUUCAGGGAGGAGUAAUAGUAAAUCAAAUUCUAAUUUUAUAUUGACGAUGUAUAUAUAUAUAUAUAUAUGUUAUACGCACAAUUUGUCUUUACUUUCCCUCCUUCGAUGAUCGAAAAACGAACAAGAGAAGAAAGAGAGAAAGAAUCGAGCUCAGAUUGAGUUUCUUGCACGCUCCACUCGAAAUUCCCUCAUCGUUCUUCGUGUUAUAUAUGUAGUCAAAUUUCGCUACAGAGCACGUUUUACGCGAGCAUACAUACACACGAACAGAUUAUCAACAGCUGUAAAGUUCAGGGAGAAAACAAAAGCACAUCCAGACGAACGAAAAAAAAAGAAAAAAGUGGUAAAUGAAGGCGGCAAUAUAUGUUACGACUCUUCCUUGUUCUCUCUUCUUCUUUUUUUUUUUUGAUUACUCUUCACGUUCUUGAGUGAGAACAACAGCCGUUCGUUCGUAAGUUUGAGGUUGAUCAUAAUAAUGAUCGAAUAGAGCAGACCUUAUCGCGUGCGAAUAGACCCAUUUGUUGUUUUUUUAGGCUCACAAUGUUGUUUUUUUUUAUGAUAUUAUAUUUACAAUCAUAUUUUUUUUUCUUUAUUUGCGUACUCGACUCGACUAAGUGGAGCAGUUCGUCUCACCCUGAACACCAGCAAUUGGUGAGAUUCAACUCCUCCACUUCUUUGUAGUCGUUCAUAUCAUCUCUUUCUUAUUUUAUUGAUGAUGAUAAUAAUGAUGAUGAUGAUGAUGAUGAUGAUGAAUUGUAAUGAUGACUAUACAGAAGUAAACGACUGUUCUUUAGUCAAUAUAUUAAUGGCUUCAUCAUUCUGACAAAUGAAGAACAAUAUAUAUUUAUGGCUUCUAUUACCAAAGAUUCAAACAUUUAUAUCAAUCAAUUUUUAUUUUAGUAUUAUUACAUAUAAAAAAAAAAGAAUCUUUUAUCUGUAAAUAUCAAUAUAAUCAAACGAAAUAUAAAGCAUAAUUCAAUUGAAAAUUUGUUUUAUUUUAAUUUUUAAUAGAAUUUAGUUUAAAGUAUUUCUUUUUUUUUUUUGUUUUGUAAAAAAUAAAUAAUUUAUUAAAUAAUAUUAGCAGAUUAUAUUUUUUUAUGGCUUCUUAAUUUAUAAAGUCAAAUAUUUGAAAGAGAAAUUUUCAUUGAUCUGAAUUAAGUAAGAUUUAUUUACUAAUACUUCUAUUAAUAGAAGAUAAAAUUGAUAGAUGAUUGAAAGGAUAUUCUAUGAAAAUGAAUAAAGAAAAAGAUUCAAUAAAAAGAACAUUAUCGAAUUCUUAAGUCUUGUCGAAGUUUAAUUUUUCAAAUAAUUCUUUCAAUAUGCAAAGUAUUUUAAUCUGUAUUAAACUAUUCUAUAUAGACAUGUGUCUCUUUCGUUAUUGUUGAUAGCAAAAAAAAAAAAAAAUACUAACGAUUAUUUUGAUUGAUCAAAUCUAACUAUAUACACUUCAGACAUCAUUUUAUCAACAUAAGAAAUCUGAUAGAUCAUAAAUAUAAUCGAAGUUUUAUUUUACAUUUUUAUUAGACAAAUCUAUUUUAUAAUAUUCAAGUAAAUUUCUAUGAAAUAUUUAGAUUGGUGAAGUUGAUCGAGAAUGUUUCAAUACACUUGUUUCAUUUUAUUUUGUCAAAUAUUUACAAGAACGAAGUUUAUCUUUGUCAAGACCUAUAUUACGUGCACCACGAGCGAUAACAUCUGAUAUAGUUCGAGUACCAUUUGUUCAAGAUACAAUUAAUCUUAUACGUCGUUCACAUCAAACUCAUUUUGAUUUUUCUGCUUUUAUUGAUGAUUAUUAUAAAAUAAAACAUGAUUAUAUCAAUAACAAUGGUUUAUUGGUAUCACCAAGUCUUAAUUCAACAUUACUUAGUGUACUUCGUGAACGUCUUUGUUCAAAAACAUAUGAAAAUAAACCACAUUUAUUUACUGAACUUAAUGGUAAUAAUAAUGCAUUUACACGUACAUUAAUAUCACGAUCAAAUCAUUUGAAAAAUCAUCAUUUACCAAUUGGUUUAAGUAGUUUAAAAUCAAAUCCAUAUUUACUUUAUUUACUUAAUUAUAAUGAACAACAAACAACAAAAAUAUUAACUGAUCUUGAACGUUAUCUUAUGGAUAUGUUAUUUCCACAUUGGGAUUUUCUUGUUUGUGCUGAAAGUGAUGAAUAUGUUUAUAUGAUAUUAUUACCAAAAAGUGAACGUGAUUUACUUUUAUUAAAUACAGAUUUAAAUAUAUUUAUGCAUGAUCUUAUUGCUCAUUAUUCAAUGAAUCAUAUUGAUAAGGGAAUACCUAUUUAUGAUGAUUGUCGUUAUGUUAUGGAUACGUUAAUUGAUGAUCUUGAAAGUCAUAUUGUUAUUGAAUCAUCAUUAUUAUUAUCUACAAUGGAAAAUUCACAGAAUAAAGUUAAUGAAGAACAAACAAGUAAAUAUUCUCAACGACGUCGUCAACGUCGAGAUACAUUUACUGGAGCUGAAUUAUUAGCACCUCAUCCUACACAUUCAACAUAUAUCAAUGGUAAAAGUAUACCGUCUUCAUCACCAAUUCCUAUAAAUCAUCCUCUCUCUCACCAUUUUUACCAAUCAGCUUCUCAACCGACAUCUACUGGUUAUCGUCGUAUAUAUUCUCCAUUAACACUUGAUCCAAAUAAUAUAUCACAUGUUGAUCAAUUACAUCGUCGUUAUUCUACAUCGGCUGUUGUAUCAACACCUGUUCAUCAUCAUAAUCUUCAAGUUCCAUCUAUAUUUAAUGUUAUUCCACCAUCAUCACAAGAAAUAUUACCACGUGAUGCUUUGAAAAAAAUUACCGAUCAACAAUGGCAUAUUCCAAUAUUUUUACAUGGUUGUAAUAAAUUACGUUUAGCAUCGUCAUUACUUGUAUCUAAUGAACAACAAUUAAGAAAUCUUUGGUUGGAUACUUAUAUUGAUUAUACAAAAGAUGAUAAUGAAUCAACAAAUGAAACAAUAACAACAAAUGCAACAGUAUUACAAAAUUUAAAACCUCGAAAACGAGAUAAUUCUCGUCGACAUGAUGAUGAGACAGUAUUUCCUUCUGAAAAAUUAAUUGAAGAUAUGCGUGAUGCACUUGAUUAUGCUUUUGCAACAGCAUUUUAUAAAAAUUGUUUACUUGAUUUAACAACACAUAGAUCUGAUGUUGAAUAUGCAUUAAAUACAAUCUAUCAAGAACAUUAUGAAGAUAUUGAUUUAACACCAUUUCUUAAAGCAAUGUGUUCACAUUUAUCAAAUAAUGAACAAAAAUCAUUGGAAUCUGAUACUCUUUGUGAACCAACAACAAAACAUAUUAAUUCUUAUUUAAAUGAAAAAUUUCUUGAAAUAAUUCAUAAAUAUUUUCAUCGUGUAUCACCCGAUUCGGAAUAUUUUUAUUUUUGUACUGAUGAAGAACGUUUUCGACAAAGUCGUAAUUCAAAUGAAAUAGAAGAUCAUUUAAAAAAUAAUAACAAUAGUAAUAAUAUCAAUAAUAAUAAUAAUAAUAAUGAAUUACAAUCAACAUCAGGACCAUAUAAAUUUGAUGAAACAAAUGGAUAUGAUCAUGAAAGUGAUAAUGAUGAUGAUCGAGAUAGUAAUGGAACUGUUCAUAUACAUGAUCAUGAUGAUGAUGUUGAUGAUGAUGAUCCAGAAUUACAAUCAGAAACAAAUCGUCGUCGUUCUGAUGAAUCAGCAAGUUCAUUAUCAAAUCGUUCAAGAGAAUUAGGUGUACGAGGUGAAAUUUUACCAUUAUUUAUUUUUUUUGAUUGUCGAUUAGUUACAAAAGAUUAUGAUUAUAAUACACCAGUUAAAACUAUUCCACUAUGUAUAAGUAAUUUAGUUCCAAAUGGAAAUGAAACGAAAUUAGAUUAUGAUAGUGCACGUGUUUCAUUUGGUUUAAUUUGUUUAACAUUUGGACGUGAAGAUGUUGAUUCACAAGGUGCUAGUAUUGGUGGUAUUACAACGAAUACACCGACAUUUAAUAAUCUAUUUAUGUCAGCAAAACGAUAUCAAGAAUUAAAUGCUAUUGAAGCUAUUGAUAAUACAAGUACUUGUACAGGCACAACUAUGGGUGGAGAAUUAAAUAAACAUCCAUUGGAUAAACUUCGAUUAUCUGAUGCACAACGACGUGCAAUUUCAUCAUGUCGACGAGAGAUCGAAUGGCUUUUACGUGAUGAACAACUUUCAACAUAUUUUACUCGUCGUACACUCGAUAGAAGAUUAAUUGAAAAUGUUAUUGAACAUGUUCAAAGUUCAGUUAAUAUUCAUAAAUCAAAUUGUCUUUGUCGUUCAAUUGAUCUUAUGUUCGUAGUUGGUAUUGAUAAAUCUAUUGAUCCAUUUCUUGAAGAAUUAAAAAAUAUUCGUAUUCGAAACAAAUAUAUUCUAACGAAAUGUGGAAAUUAUUUUGUUUUACUUGAACCAAGUCAACAAAAUUUUAAUGAUAUUAAUCUAAAACGUAAACCAGCUUUAUCAGUGAAUUCAAGUGAUGAUCAAUCAUCAGCUGCUAUGGAAGAUAGUUCAAUUUCUGAUGGUUCAUUAAUAGAUGAUGAUGAUGAAAGAAAAUCUACUGAAGAUGAACUUGAUGAUUAUAUGAAACCAUCAUUUUGGCUUUUUAUUGAACGAAAAAAGAAAACGUCAUCUCACGUAGAUUUACUUGAAGUGAAAUUUUAUCUUUAUUGCGGAUCAUCAUCUGAUAUAACACAAAAUUCUUGUGAGCCUCAAGCAAUAUUAGAAGAAUUAAUUAAUGAAUUUAAUCGAUUAUGUCGUAUAAUUAAUCAAAAAUUAUUAUUACGUGAUCUAGGAAUAAGUGGAUUAUGUAAUGCAUUAUUAGUGCCACCAAGUGAAAAUGAUGAUACAAGUCUUGAUGCUGAUGCACCAGUUUUAACAGCUAAUUUAAGUAUACCACCUGGAACAUUUGCUUGUGAUGAAUUAUGGAGACAUUCAUUUCCACUUCAUUUUCGUCUUCGUCCACAUCUUCAUGCAACAUCAAGUUUAAAACCAUCAUCUGUUUUUUAUCCUGGUUCACUUAUACGUGAAUUAACAACACAUUUUGGUUCAUUAGCUGUACAUAAUAGAAAAAAUUUAUUUGUUUAUUGUGGUGAACGUAGUUAUUAUUAUAUGAGAUUUCGAGAAGAUACUCUUCCACCACCAACAGCUAAUUAUAUUGAAGAUUCUUUAUUACUUAGUGACAGUAAUAAUACAUUUUGUGCACCACCAUCACCACAAAUGCCUAAUCAAAGUAAUGCAACAUUCAAUAAUGCUAUGAAAAAUCGUCAACGACAUGGUUCAGGUAAUUUUUGUAUUCAUGUAAUGCUCUAUGGAUUACAAUCUGCUACUACUGAUUCUCUAUUUGAAUCUGUAAAAACUAAUCUUGUUCAAUCGAUUGUCACUCGAUUAGAAGAUGAAGUUGUUAAAGAACUUGUCAAUGCUUUAUAUCAUUUUGCAAUGACACGUUUAAAUCCUGAUGAUGUUACUUUCAUUCGACCUGUUGAUAGUGAACCAAAACAUAUAUUUGAAUAUAAAAUUUCACCAUUAAUUAAUACAACUACAUUUUUAUAUUAUUUUCGACGUUAUGUUAAAACAAAUCAAUUUCAUCAACCUCUUCUAUUACCUGUACUUGCUAAAGAUCUUAAAGAAAUAAUAAAAGAUUAUCGUGGACAAACAUUAAUUGUUUAUAAUCGUACAUAUAAUAUUGGAAUUCCUCGACCAGGUCUUGCAUGGAUUGAAUUACAUGUAUUAAAUCCAAGUAAUCGUCCAAGUCCUUUAUCAAUGGAAGAUUUAUCUGAUGAAGUAACUGUUAAAUCACUUAUUGAUUUAAUUCAUAUUGUUGAACGAAAACCUUCUUCUUCAAUAAGUAUAACAAGUGAAGAUAAUUCAUCUGAAAAUAUUCUACGUUGUCAUGUUUGGGCACGUGGUAGUCAAUCCGAAAUUGAUCCAACAAUUAUGUCAAGUACAUUAUUACAAGCAUUUACAUUUGCAUUAGCUGAUUAUGUUACUGAACUUAAACUUUUACCAACAUUUUAUAAUAAUCAAAGACAUGGACAGUUCGAACCACCGUCACCAUCACCUCGUUCAGUAAAUACAAUUAGAUUUGUGGAUGAAUCAAGUUUUGCUCUUGAUCGAAAUACAGAAGCUGCACGUACACAUAGUGUUGAUACAGCUACAACAAUGGCAACAGUACAAUCGAGACGUCGUCAAGAAUCAGUUCAAAGUUCAAUAUUAAGUAAUUCAUCAACUGAUGAACCACAAUCACUUACAGUUGAACAUGCUAAUCGUUUAACAGUAUGGUUUCAAUAUUUAAGUACAAAUUAUCCAAAACUUCCAUCUGUAACCUGUAGUUCUUAUACAUUAACUAAUCGAAUACUUGUUAUAGAUAUUAUACAUAAUUUUACAUCAUGGCUUCAUGAACAAAAAAUUAUAGCAUAUAAACAUGAAUCAUUACAUGGAAUGAUAUUUCGUUGUAAUCAAGAACAAACUUUAUAUUUACCAGUACCAUCAUUAGAUCACAUGCCAACACGUAUUCCUGGUGAUAAACUUGAUCUUAUUGUAUUAUAUCAAAGUACUAAAAUGAUUAAUGAUGUAGUUACGGAAAGUAAUGAAACAUUACCUCAACAAGAAUCUGGUGAUGCAAUGGCAUUAGCAAAUAGUUCCGAUAUUCCUAAACAUAUAUUUCUAUGUAUUGUUGCAAGUGAUAAAAAAUUAACAAUGAUUUUAUAUAAUGCACCUGAUGAAUUAUCUAAAUUAUUAACAAAUCAUUUUUCAAAUAUAAUUAAUUGGUCAAAUAAACGUUUAAAUGUUUUAAGUAUAAUUGUAACACAAAAAAUGGGUCUUUUUCGUUAUCGAUCAUUUCAUUCUGAUCAACAUUCAGAUUAUAAUCGUCCUCAUGGACAACAUGGAACAACGAAUAAACAUCCUAUAAAAAGUGAUCAUGUUGAUCUUGAACAAUUAAUUAAAGAAACUUUACCACCAAAAACAAGAAAUACUUAUACAUCAUGGAAUAUUGAUUUACUUUAUUGUAAUUUAGUUGGUUCAUAUCCACUAUUACCAAAUGAUUUAAGUCAAGAUCUUGUUCAACGACAUGGAACACAAUUACUUCAACUUAAAGAAAAUAAAAAAAUUCAUAUGGAUCGAUGUACUAAACUAGAAGAAAUAUGUUCAAAUUGGAUACUUCGACCAAAAUUAUUUAUUGCAGAUGAUGUAUUAACUCAAAUGAAACAUCGUUCACGAUUAUUAACAAUAAGUGUUGCACCUAUACUUUUUUCUCGGAUUGCUCGACAAUUUUUUCAAAAUAAUUCAACAUUACGUACAAAUAAUACACCUUGUUUGGGUACAUCCACACCAGCAGCAGCAGUUGAAGUUUUACCGGCUAAUCGCAUGGCAAAUAAACGAAAAUCUGUUGCGAUUCCUGUCGAUUUUGCUUUACGCCGAUCUGUGCAAUCGGUUAAUGAGAGUGAUUAUCAGAUUGCUCAAAAUCAAUUAACACGCUUUGAUACAAGUCGUUUCAAUAAUAUUGAACAACAAUAUAUUCAAAUAACUACAUUAUUUAUCGAACAAUUUUCUAAUUAUUUACAAACAACAUAUAAAUUUCAUCCAAUAAAUACAAAAUUAAGUACUCGAAAAAUUGCUCGUUCAUUACAUGUUCAAUCAUCAAAUGAAUAUAAUUUUCAUCGUUCUGAUCAUAAUCGACGUGCAACUUUACUUGCUGAAUUAUCAUCAUUAAAUAAUGUUCAAAUUGUUAUGCGUUUUCUUCAAUAUGAUAUUAUUAAAAUACCAAUAAAUAAUCAAUCAUUAGCAACAACUCAUUUUCGACAAAUUUCAAAUGAUUCAUUUUUAAUGCUUGAACAAACAGAACUUGAUGCAUUUGUUUAUGAUUUUCAUCUUCAAACAAUAAUUCGUUAUCAAACAAAUUCAAAUGAUGCACAUAUAUUUCCAGCAGAUUUUUCAUUAAUUACAUUUUUACAAGAUUUUAUUGAAUAUUAUCCACAUGCACCAAUUGGAUCAAAAACUGCAUUAUUUAAAACUGUUAUUCAUCAUCAAAUUGAUAUUAAUAAACGUUCAGCGGAUGCUUUUUUAUUUAAAUAUAUCCUUGACCAUGCAGGUGCAUAUAAUAUUCAAAUUGCAAAAAGAAAUUGUGAUGAAUAUCUAUUUGAUUGUGAUCUCAAAGAUACUUAUUGGAUGGCUGCUCGUACAACUCCAUCAUCACCUUCUGAAUUAACAGUUGUUUUGUAUAUAAUUUAUACAAAUUUAACACCAAAACAACAAAUUUCAUCAAAUAUGAGUGCACCAGCUUUAAAUAAAUUUCCCAUACCUCCAAUAGGUAAUAAUCGAAUACCAAACAGUUUAAAAAAUAAUACAAAUAGUAAUCAAACCAGAGAACGUGCUUCAACUAUAUUAUCACCAUCUAUAAAAACCAAUCUUGUUAUACCAGUUCGAUCAAGUUCAUUUGGUUCAGAACAACAUAUUAGUAAUAAUAUUCCCAAUGAACGAAAUGUUGAAUUUUUCAAAUUAAAAUUAACAACUAUAUUAAACAAAGCCUCAUUAUCACAUCGUCGUGAAAAUUUAUGGGAAAGAUUAAUUGCUUCUCGAUCUGAUAAUCCUAUAGCCGGACGUCAAGAAAUAGUACCAAUACAUAUAAAUGAAUUUCAAGCAUUAUUAGAUUCGUGUAUUGGUGAUGAAACAAUCGAAUUAAAAGUUAUAACUUCAUUAUUACAACGAGUAUUUACUAAUAAAGAACAAUUAGAACGAUUACAUCGAUUUUUACGUUUACGAUAUGGUUCACAAUUUCAUACAAUUAAUUCACCAACAAUUAAUUAUCUAGUCAUCUUUCAAUGUAAAGCUCCACAUCAAUGCGAUGCAUUUCUUGUUCUUAUCCAUCGAUCGGAUCAAAAUACUCUAAGAUCUUAUUUAGUUAAACAUCGAAAUGAUAUCGAUUGUACAACAUUUAUACAAACAUUUACACAAAGAAUUACUUAUUUUCUUUGGGAAUGUUUGGUUUAG
Rotaria sordida is the source of this 9935-nucleotide messenger RNA. The record is from the annotation of a GenBank genome assembly. Lineage: Eukaryota; Metazoa; Rotifera; Eurotatoria; Philodinida; Philodinidae.